This is a messenger RNA of Mauremys reevesii (Reeves's turtle), 972 nucleotides long. Its product is annotated as olfactory receptor 5A1-like. NCBI's taxonomy places the organism in Eukaryota, Metazoa, Chordata, Testudines, Geoemydidae. Gene Ontology annotation, cellular component: membrane. Bases 1 to 972 code for a protein of 323 amino acids. The record is from RefSeq and is a predicted model, not a curated record. Gene Ontology annotation, molecular function: G protein-coupled receptor activity; olfactory receptor activity. The transcript has a single exon. Gene Ontology annotation, biological process: G protein-coupled receptor signaling pathway.
AUGGCAAAGCUCCUCCUAUGGAAUGAAACAUCAGUCACGGAGUUCAUACUGCUGGGAUUUUCAGAGAGCCAUGAAGUGCAGAUCCUACUCUUUGUGUUGUUUUUACUUUUCUAUCUUGUAGCCCUGGUGGGAAACACCCUCCUGCUCAUCACACUGUCCGCUGAGCAGAGCCUUCAUACCCCCAUGUACUUUUUCCUGGGUAACCUCUCCUUCCUGGAGAUCUGCUACACAACCAACAUAUUCCCCUGUAUGCUAGCCAGCUUCCUCAAUGAGGCAAAAUCAAUCUCUUUCAGUGGCUGUAUGGCCCAGUUUUAUCUGUUUGGUUCCUUGGGUGGCACCGAGUGUCUCCUCCUGUCCAUGAUGUCGUAUGACCGGUAUCUAGCAAUAUGCAAUCCGCUCCGCUAUGCAGCUGUUAUGAGCAGGGGCAUGUGCCUUUGCCUGGCAGCUGCCUCCUGGAUCAGUGGCUUUGUGAUCACCUUGGUGACCAUUCUGUUCAUGUCGAGCUUAAGAUUCUGCGGUCCCAAUGAAAUAGAUCAUUUCUUCUGUGAUUUCUCCCCGCUCCUGAAGCUGGCCUGCUCAGAUACUUACCUCUUCAAAAAGGUCUCCUUCUUCUUGUCUUCCACUCUGACACUGGUCCCUUUUUUGUUAACCGUGGUGUCCUAUAUUUAUAUCCUAUCUGCCAUCCUCAACCGCCCGUCCACCGCUGGGUCACAAAAGGCCAUUUCCACUUGCUCAUCUCACCUUGUAGUAGUCACCGCAUUCUAUGGGACUCUGAUUGUUAUGUAUGUGGUACCAGCCGCUGACCACUCCCUAGAUCUGAAUAAAGUCUUCUCCAUCUUCUAUACCAUGGUGACCCCCAUGGUGAAUCCCCUCAUAUAUAGUCUGAGGAACAGGGAAGUGCGUGAAGCCCUAAAGAGGCUGGUAGAUAGAAAAUUUAUUUCUUGUUGGAAAGAAAAGCGUGGGAAGAUGUGA